AUGGGGCGCUUCCGCGGGGGCCUGCGGUGCAUCAAGUACCUGCUGCUCGGCUUCAACCUGCUCUUCUGGUUGGCAGGGUCUGCUGUCAUUGGUUUUGGACUAUGGUUUCGGUUUGGAGGCACCAUCAAGGAUUUCUCAUCGGAAGACAAGUCCCCAGAGUAUUUCUACAUGGGGCUGUAUGUGCUGGUUGGAGCAGGGGCCCUGAUGAUGGCUGUGGGCUUCUUCGGGUGCUGCGGAGCCAUGCGGGAGUCGCAGUGUGUGCUCGGAUCUUUCUUCACCUGCCUACUGGUGAUAUUUGCUGCUGAAGUAACCACUGGAGUAUUUGCUUUUAUAGGCAAGGAUGUAGCUAUACGACAUGUUCAGACCAUGUAUGAAGAGGCUUAUAAUGAUUACCUGAGAGACAGGGAAAGGGGGAACGGGACUCUCAUUACCUUCCACUCAACAUUUCAGUGCUGUGGAAAAGAAAGCUCUGAACAGGUCCAACCCACAUGCCCAAAGGAGCUUCUAGGGCCCAAGAAUUGCAUUGAUGAAAUUGAGGCCAUAAUCAGUGUUAAGCUCCAGCUCAUCGGAAUUGUUGGUAUUGGGAUUGCAGGUCUUACGAUCUUUGGCAUGAUAUUCAGCAUGGUUCUUUGCUGCGCAAUACGAACCUCACGAGAUAUGAUAUGAAGCUACUUCUACAUGAAAAUUGCAAUCUAGAGCCUUCAUACGGCUGUCACCAGAACUGUCUCCUGGCUCAUUUUUAAUAUUCAAAGGACAUUAGGAUCUAAAAUAAUAUGCUGUUAAUUGUACAU
Molecule: messenger RNA, 791 nt
Organism: Neomonachus schauinslandi (Hawaiian monk seal)
Lineage: Eukaryota; Metazoa; Chordata; Mammalia; Carnivora; Phocidae
Gene: TSPAN2
Product: tetraspanin 2
Exons: 8
Coding region: 1-666 (221 amino acids)
Cellular component (GO): membrane
Source: RefSeq, a predicted model, not a curated record